AUGGCCAGCUUCCAGACCUACAAGCUCCUCGAGAACGGCGAAGAUCCCGCCGCCGACCCGGAACAAGACGACUUCGACAUCGACCCCAAAUACAGCAAGCCGAGACGGAAAUUCUUGGAGUCCGUACAGUCGGUCAAGUCGUUCCUGCAAUAUGUCAAUGAGCGGUCUCCGGUUCGGAUACCGCGAUGCGGGGUCCGACAAUAUUGCUUCGGUCUUGCGGCGGGGUUGGCGGUGGUGAUCGUUGUUGCGGUCGUUGGGAGUGCGUUGUUUGGGGUUGGAGAGGGAGAGGAUGUGUUGCAGUAUAUUGAUCCGUUGAUUGGGACGGGGCCGGGUGGGCAUGUCUUUGCAGGGGCGACUUUGCCGUUCGGUAUGGCUAAGCCGGUAGCUGAUGUCAGGAGCGAUGAAAAGAUGGCCGGCUUUGCGAGCGAUGAUAGCGCAGUCUGGGGUUUCUCAGCGCUGCACGACUCUGGAACUGGAGGAUCGGCAUCCAUGGGCAACUUCCCGAUCUUCGUAUAUCCGUCAUGCCCCAAUCUCUCAGAGUGUCGUCUGCAGAAGACCUUCCGUGGCUCUCAUUACAAGAAGGAAAGCGUCCAAGCAACUCCCGGAUACUUCUCCAUCGAGCUGGAGAAUGGUGUGAAAUCGGAAAUGGCAGCAUCCAUGAAAGUGGCCAUUUUCAAGUUCUCCUUCGCCAACGGCACGGAUACAACCGACAUGACCAUUCUGCAGGAGGGUUCUGAUCUGCCAGGCUCGCAAGGAACGAGAGCGCUUUACAUCGACCCCGUGAAGCAGAGAUUCACAGCUGAAGGUCGUUUCAACCCCAGCUUCGGCCAGGGGCAUUACCGAGCAUAUACAUGCGUGGACGUCAAAGGAGCAAAAGUCCAAGAUGUUGGUGGUUUCAACUCAUCAGCGGUCUUGCCUGAUCAGAGCUACAUGAACGACACGAGCCUCUACUUUGGACCCAAGCAGGGAGUAUACGCCCGCUUUGAGAACGUCAAGGCGACAGACACGAUUUGGGUGCGAUACGGACUCUCCUGGCUGAGUAUCGAACGUGCCUGCGAGAACGCCGAGAACGAGGUCGGAGACUGGAACUUCGAGCGACUACGGAGGGAGUCGGAGAAAGCUUGGAGGAAGAAGCUGGCACCCAUCAAGAUCGACUCGAAGGGCGUUGACAAGAAGCAUCUGAGGAACUAUUGGAGCGGCGUCUAUCGAGCAUUUCUCAGCCCGCAGGACUAUACGGGAGAGAAUCAGCUUUGGAACUCGACCGAACCGUACUAUGACAGCUGGUACUGUAUCUGGGACACGUUCCGAGGAGUGCAUCCGUUCUAUAUGCUGGUUGAUACGAUUUCACAAUCCAGGAUGGUGCGGUCUUUGAUCGAUACGCAGAAGCAUCUUGGUUGGCUUCCUGAUUGCCGGAUGAGCUUUUGUAAGGGCUUGACCCAGGGCGGUUCAAAUGCCGAUGUGGUUAUCGUUGACAGCUUUGUGAAGAAACUCGAAGGUGUCAACUGGGACGAUGCAUAUGCAGCCAUUGUCAAAGAUGCGGAAGAGGAGCCUGCCAACUGGGAUGUCGAAGGACGAGGAAGUCUCGAUAGCUGGAAGACCAUCGGCUACGUCCCGUUUAAAGAAAAAUAUGACCCCCUACAUGAGGGAUUGCGGACCCGAUCGAUUUCUCGAACAGUAGAAUAUGCAUACGACGACUUUUGCAUCGCCUCGAUGGCCAACGCCACUGGUCGACACGAAGACUACGAAAAGUACACCCUCCGAGCCGGGAACUGGAAGAACGUCUACAACCCCGACAUCGAAUCCAUGGGCUUCAAAGGCUUCCCUCAACCACGCUGGAAGAACGGCACUUUCGGUUUCCAAAAUGCCACUCUCUGCUCCGACCUGAAUAACUUCCACGGCUGUUAUCUCAACCCAUCAGGCCACGAGACCUACGAAGGGAGUCCAUGGACUUACCUCUUCUUCGUACCCGGGGACAUGCAAGGCCUCAUAACCCUCCUCGGCGGACGAGAAGCCUUCCUAGCACGUCUCGAAAAGCUCCACGACAGUGGCGUGCUGUACAUGGGCGAUGAGCAAGCCUUCCUGACCGCUUUCCUCUACCACUACGCCGGCCGUCCGGGCCUCUCAGCCAAGCGCACGCACAUGUACAUCCCCGACAUGUUCAACGAUACCAUAACCGGCAUUCCAGGCAACGACGACAGCGGAGCCAUGGGCACGUUCGUCUUCUUCAGCAUGCUCGGCGUCUUUCCUUCUGCAGGGCAGAAUGUAUACUUCAUCAUUCCGCCCUACUUCCCCAGCGUCAGUAUUAAGAACCCGCAGACGGGCAAGACGGCGACGAUUCGCAAUGUCAAUUUCGAUCCGACAUAUGAGAAGAUGUAUGUGCAGUCGGCGAAGUUGAACGGGAGGACGUAUACAAAGAAUUGGAUUGAUCAUGAGUUUUUCUUGAACGGUGGGACAUUGGAUCUUGUGUUGGGGGAUGUCGAAAGUGAAUGGGGGACGAGGGAGGAAGAUUGUCCGCCGAGUUUGUCGACGGGGUUGCAUUUACCUUAG
Molecule: messenger RNA, 2547 nt
Organism: Zymoseptoria tritici IPO323
Lineage: Eukaryota; Fungi; Ascomycota; Dothideomycetes; Mycosphaerellales; Mycosphaerellaceae
Exons: 6
Coding region: 1-2547 (848 amino acids)
Biological process (GO): protein quality control for misfolded or incompletely synthesized proteins; carbohydrate metabolic process; glycoprotein catabolic process
Cellular component (GO): nucleus; cytosol
Molecular function (GO): peptide-N4-(N-acetyl-beta-glucosaminyl)asparagine amidase activity; carbohydrate binding
Source: RefSeq, a predicted model, not a curated record